This is a messenger RNA of Acyrthosiphon pisum (pea aphid), 534 nucleotides long. RefSeq lists its product as uncharacterized. The transcript is spliced from 2 exons. The coding region runs from base 1 to 534 and encodes 177 amino acids. Gene Ontology annotation, biological process: regulation of transcription by RNA polymerase II. The record is from RefSeq and is a predicted model, not a curated record. Gene Ontology annotation, cellular component: transcription regulator complex; nucleus. Lineage: Eukaryota; Metazoa; Arthropoda; Insecta; Hemiptera; Aphididae.
AUGACAUCUGAUUGUGCAAACAUUAUUGUUGAAGAUUUCAUUAACGAAAUAGAAAAUUGGUCCGCAAUUUGGGACCUAAAGCAUGACGACUACAGCAAUAAAAAUGCAAAACGCAAUGCGUGGGAAGCAGUAAUAAGUAAAUUUGUUCCCAAUUUCAAUGAUAUGUCUGAGGCUGAGAAAAAAGUAAUUGGUAAUUCAUAUCAGCGAAAAUGGAAAAGUCUACGCGAUUCAUAUACGCGAGAAUUGGCAAAGCAAAAAAAUGAAAUAAAAUCAGUUUCUGUAACAAAAUUUCGAAAAAAAUACAUAUUUUUUGAUCAACUCAGAUUUUUAGAUAGUACUACAAAACUUACAGAUGAUAGUAUAGAGUUGAGCGAUCAUGAAGGAAAUUUAGAAGAAAUUGAUGCAGUAGCUGAAGAAAAUAUUAAUAAAAUGCCCUGUAAAGGAAAACCUAAGAAACGGCAUUCUGACGAAGAUCUCUUAGAAGUUCUAAAAAAACUAUUAUCAACAAGAGACAAAAAAAAGUUUGGAUUAUGA